AUGGAUACCACUACAUCUCCCGCAAAUCCUACACCCAGUAAGGCCUUGGAGCAGAAACAUUCCCGCCUACGAGGCAGGAUCAACAGAGCCAGAAGCAGCCGCAUGCGUCGAGGUUCCUCGGCCCGAGACUUGAUGCCUGCUGCUGACAAGGGGGCAAAGAGGAGGCAACUAGUACGACAUGAUUCCUUCGCGAGCCUUCAUCCUAACGAGAUCCUUGAUCUGUUGGUAGUCAGCGCCAACGAGGAUCCAAGCAACAGCUUUCACUGUCUUCAGACUAUCAAGAACAGCACUUUUGAAAAGCCCAGACGAACCAGUGCAACUGAGUUGAGAGGAAGUCAAUCGACCAAGGAAGUGCCGUCUUCAGUGGAGCUCUGCUGA
Molecule: messenger RNA, 378 nt
Organism: Seminavis robusta
Lineage: Eukaryota; Bacillariophyta; Bacillariophyceae; Naviculales; Naviculaceae
Source: the annotation of a GenBank genome assembly